CCCCCUCCUCACCUCUUGCCGGCUCCGUCCCCUCGUGCAGGGCGAAGGAAAGCCGAGUCGCGCGUGCCAGCCAAUCAGGCCGCGCUACCGACAUUGCACAAGGCUAAUUCAGAGCCGAGUGGUUUAACAGCCUUACCCUCUGCAAGUGUCUUGCCCACCAUCCCGCCCCCCUGUGCGGCCUCACAGUCUUGCCUCGCUUGUUGCUGUUUCUCCUCACUUUCCUCCACCAAUUCGACCACUGUUUGUUUCGUUACGAUUUUUCUGUUAUUUUUUCCGUAGGUGUGAGCGGCAAAUCUGCGGCAUCUGCAGCCUAGCGAACCCCCUCCCCCCUCCCGGGACUCGGCCAACAUCUCUCCCUUCCCCGCUGGUGUCCCGGCCGGACAAUUUGAGGCCGCUUUUCCCAACUGUAUCUUCGGAGUAUGGAGCCCUCUUCAAAGCGACGCAGGCUAGCCCCUAAGGUUCCCGAGCCUCCGGCCGUGCCUGCGCUUCCUCCAACACCACAGACCCAGCCACAACCUCCUCCGCAUGCUUUUCCCCAAGAUCAGGUACCACCCCAGCACUACCCUCACGCUGAAGCUGUUUCACGACUGCCGGAAUGCGACGAGUUCGAAGCAUUCGCCCGCCAUCUUCAAGAUGCCGCCAUACACAUCCAACAGCAGACCCUUCGACCCAAGCAUACCAGUGUCUCGGUGUUAAUGUUGCGCUGGGAGGAGGAUACAUCAGUCGAGCCGGACUUGCUCGCCCUGGAGCAGGUGUUUCGUGAGCGAUACCACUACCACACCGACAAAUGGGCCAUCCCUACUGUUCCGAAUCCAAGCGUCAAGCUCGGCGUCCGGAUGGCUUCCUUCCUCGACAACGCCCGGCCGGACCAUCUCCUCAUCAUAUACUAUGCCGGCCAUGGGUAUGUCGGUCCCGACAACCAGCUGUAUUGGGCCUGCAACUCGCGCGAUGACGCCGCCAAGUUGAAGUGGGAUGGCGUACGUUGCUUGUUCGAGGACGCCCAGUCUGAGAUAUUGCUCCUGAUCGACUCCUGCGCUGUCCGCGAUACGCCGGUGGCCGGCAGUCACGGCGCGAAGCAAGCAAUUGCUGCUUAUACCCCCGACCAGAGCUCGCUAGGAUCUGGACCCAGCUCCUUCACGGCCACGUUAUCCGAGACGCUUCAGAAACUGAGCACUUCAGGUCGGCCCUUCAGCGUACAGAAACUCUACGACGAUUUACGGCAACAGGGGCAACAGGAGAGCACACACGCACUCGCCAGGCAGCCCAAUGGACCUUCCAAGCCGAACGCCACGCCCGAGAGGUCGCCAGCUUUCUUUACUCUGACCCCUGCAAAGGGCCAGGGGAUAAUCUUGGUUCCCCUCGACCCAAAGGCGGCCCAGCUCCAGUCACCGCCCCACUCUGCGGAUGCCGACGUUCAAAGUACCUGGACAUCGAAGCCCGAGGAUCAUCCUCUCAGUCCAGAAGAGGUCCUCGACCUGACGUUAGACGAACGGAGGGUGUUGGUAUGCACGACGUUUGUGGGUGACGCCAGCCCUGACAUGGCCUUCUUCAACCAAUGGCUUCACAACAUCCCGGGCACCGCGUCAAAUAUUACGGUAGAGGGCAUGUUCCUCGGCCCUCCCACGAUGUUGCUGAUCUCCAUGCCGCUCAAUGUCUGGAACAUUGUUCAGCACGACAAGGUCUGCUGCUUUCUUGGUUAUAUUAACUCGCACAACAUGAUACACCUAUACCAGCGACUUGUCAACUCGCAUCCGCGUGGCUUACCGGGCCUCAGAGACGGGGAAGACGGCUGUACCCUGAAACGCAGCCCGUCUAUACAUCGGAGCGAAGUCCUCGGCCACUAUCCGCCUAUUCAGAAGGAGACACCCCGACGCCAGGGGAGCCAUCUGGCUCAGGCGGUGGUGGCAUCGAUGCCUGCAAUACCUCCUCAGACUAGUCCCGGGCAGACACCUCCCGUUGGUCCCAAGGAUGAAGUGGAGGAUUCGGCAGAAAUGCAAGAGGCAGCGGAACAACUCAAGGCCCUGAGCCACGUCCGACACAUUGGCGAUGACACCGCGCCAACGCUCGAUCGACAAGCUACACGGGUAGGAGACAGCAUCGCCGUCCGACACGCCGGUGACCCCGGUUCUCCCACCAACGGCGCCGUGCCAGGGGCCGAGAGGACCCUGUUCGACGCCGAAUACAGCACUCCAGCCGCCAAGCCGAAAGUCAGGAAACCGCUCCAGAAGCAGGCCCCGAAACAAGAAGUGCGGUGCGACCAUUGCAGCCAUGCGCCCUUCAAAGAUUCCUCAUCCCUCCGUAAGCAUGUCGCUGCCGCCCACACGAGACCCUUCCCUUGCGCAUUUUCGUUUGCGGGCUGCACGAGCACAUUUGGGUCUAAAAACGAGUGGAAGCGACACAUUUCCUCGCAGCACUUGUGUCUGCAGUAUUAUCGAUGUUCGUCAUGUCCACAGAGCAGCGCCGACGGCAAGGGCAACGAAUUCAAUCGCAAGGACCUGUUCACGCAGCAUCUUCGCCGCAUGCAUGCGCCAUUUGCGAUUAAAAAGGCUUUAUCCAAGGGGGACAACAAGCUACAGGUCGAAUGGGAUACCCAUGUCAAGGACAUGCAGACGACAUGCCUCGUCACUCGGAGACAGCCACCUCAACGGUCAGCCUGCCCUAAGCCGGACUGCCAGAGCGUCUUUGAGGGACCCGGGUCCUGGGAUGAGUGGACGGAGCAUGUCGGACGGCAUAUGGAAAAAGGGGAAGCCCACCGUAUGGGGGUUGACCAGCUGUUGGCGAAGUGGGCGCUGGAUGAAUCCAUCAUUGAGGACCAUGGAGAUGGUGAGUACAGGCUCUGUGGUGGGAACGGGUUAGGCGUGGGCGAGAACCACACAAGCAAUAACGGCAAAACGACUUUGGAUGGCGCAGGGAAAACAGAUGAGGACGACAACCCAUCCAUCACGGUUGCAAUACCAGUUCCGAUGGCGAACAGGAUGGAUAUCGACUAAGACGAGGGGAGAAAGGGGACGAACGACGAAAUGAAGUUGAUUUUGGCGGCCAUCUUUCCCGGAAUAGGCAUUAUGACAUGGUUUACGAGGAAACUGGAGUUUGGGGGACCGGAUUGUCGUGAUCCAUCAAGCGCCAUGCUGCAUGAGGCGAGCGAGGGCAUUCCACGUACACAGUUGACAGUAGCGGCCAAAGCCGUUUUGUUUACAUGUAGAUUCAAUACAAUAAAAUAAAAGUAGACAAUGCA
Chaetomium fimeti is the source of this 3235-nucleotide messenger RNA. RefSeq lists its product as uncharacterized. Gene Ontology annotation, molecular function: DNA-binding transcription factor activity. NCBI's taxonomy places the organism in Eukaryota, Fungi, Ascomycota, Sordariomycetes, Sordariales, Chaetomiaceae. The record is from RefSeq and is a predicted model, not a curated record. The transcript has 3 exons. The coding region runs from base 420 to 2990 and encodes 856 amino acids.